AGCUCUUGUGUUUUGGUUGGUCGGGAGAAGCAGCUCUGUGAUCUGAUUGGUUCUCCGGGCUUUUCCGGGAAACAUGGCGGCUGUGAGAGCCUUGAGGAGUUGCAACCGGUCAUUCGUCCGUCUGGCCAGUUUUAGACAGCUGACCUCAUGUAACCGGUUUUUGCUGAUAAAAUCAUGCAAACAACAACCUCAUUCUUCACAUCUGCAAACUUCACAGAUCAGAUACUUCAGAACUAUUUCAGCAUUGAAUGGUCAGAUUGUACAGUUCAAGUUAUCAGACAUUGGAGAAGGAAUCACAGAGGUGACGGUGAAAGACUGGUAUGUGAAAGAAGGCGACACAGUGUCACAGUUUGACAGUAUCUGCGAAGUACAGAGUGACAAGGCUUCAGUGACGAUCACCAGCCGCUAUGAUGGGGUUGUUCGGAAGCUGUAUUACAAUGUGGAUGACACAGCAUUUGUGGGGAAGCCUCUGGUCGACAUUGAAACGGAUGUUCUGAAAGAUGGAGCUCCAGAAGAGGAUGUUGUGGAGACUCCUGCUAUAUCUCAAGAGCAUACACACCAAGAAAUAAAGGGACACAAGACUCUAGCAACUCCAGCUGUCAGACGCCUUGCCAUGGAGAACAAUAUAAAACUAAGUGAAGUAGUGGGCACUGGACGAGAUGGACGUAUCCUAAAAGAAGACAUUUUAAACUUUCUGGCCAAACAAACAGGAGCCAUAUUGCCACCCUCUCCAAAAUUGGAGAUCAUACCACCUCCUCCUAAAGCAGAGAUCUCCAAGUCAUCCCAGAUACCGAUAACCCCUAGUAUUCCUGUGACAUUUACUAAACCCAUCACAUUCUCUGGAAAGGAUGUGACAGAGCCGUUGAAAGGGUUCCAUAAAGCCAUGGUGAAGACCAUGUCUGCGGCAUUAAAGAUCCCUCACUUUGGGUAUUGUGAUGAAAUUGAUAUGACCAAACUUGUCCAGCUGAGAGAGGACCUGAAGCCUUCAGCGGAAACACGAGGGGUCCGUCUGUCAUUUAUGCCCUUCUUCCUCAAGGCAGCCAGUCUGGGUUUACUGCAGUAUCCAGUCCUCAAUGCCUCUGUGGAUGAAAACUGUCAGAAUAUCACGUAUAAGGCUUCUCACAACAUUGGGGUUGCUAUGGAUACACAAAGAGGUCUGAUUGUUCCAAAUGUGAAGAAUGUACAAGUACGAAGUAUAUUUGAAAUUGCUGCUGAACUUAACCGACUACAGGCCAUGGGUGCCUCGGGGCAACUGGGGGCUUCCGAACUGACAGGGGGAACUUUUACACUAUCCAACAUUGGUUCUAUUGGGGGUACCUAUGCCAAGCCUGUUAUAUUGCCUCCAGAAGUAGCUAUUGGUGCUAUUGGAAAAUUGCAGGUAGUUCCACGGUUUGACUCAAGAGGGCAGGUUGUGAAAGCUCAAAUCAUCAACAUUAGCUGGUCUGCAGACCACAGGAUUAUCGAUGGAGCAACCAUGUCCAGAUUCUCUAAUCUCUGGAAAUCCUACCUAGAGAACCCAUCUUCCAUGCUCCUUGAUCUAAAAUGAAAUGGAUGACGAAAAUGUAUUAUAUUUUCUCCAGGAACAGGAACAACAAGCUCUCUCCAAUAAAAACCUCAACAUGAUUUCCCUUUACUGUGGGAGGCACUUCAGCCUGGCUGUAUUGUCCUAUGGACAAAUGUGCACAAAUUACAGGCCGUCUAUCCAAUUCAAAGCGAACGCUCUUUAAUACUGUUUAGAAUUUUAAGUUUUUAGAUUCAAAUAUCUGGAGCUACAUUACAAGGUAUUGCUAGCCCAUCGAUCUAUGAAUGGCUUUAAGUGGAUCCUUCAAACACAUGUAUACAUUGGGCCUUACUAGAUAACUUGCAUAAGGGAGAGGAAGAAUGUAUGUCGUUUUUAAAUGCCGCUUAUAUUCUGCCUUUCAAUCAUAUGAUACACAAUGGGAGAAUAAGA
This is a messenger RNA of Rana temporaria (common frog), 1951 nucleotides long. It is a transcript of the gene DBT, whose product is annotated as dihydrolipoamide branched chain transacylase E2. The record is from RefSeq and is a predicted model, not a curated record. The transcript has 11 exons. Bases 74 to 1546 code for a protein of 490 amino acids. Lineage: Eukaryota; Metazoa; Chordata; Amphibia; Anura; Ranidae. Gene Ontology annotation, molecular function: acetyltransferase activity; lipoic acid binding. Gene Ontology annotation, cellular component: mitochondrion; cytoplasm.